UGGUGUUGUUGUGUCUGUAGUUCCCUCAGGUCGACGGACUGUCUCUGCUGUCAGAAUAACGCCGGUGAAGAGCAUGAAGAGUUCUCCGGACCUGAUGCCAGCUGCAGACAUGGACCCCUCCAGAGUGUGCAAGGGGAGGGGGGUUGUGACAUUGAGGGCGACCCUGGUCCACAUCGACGACGAUGACAUCAGCGCCCCUCUGCCCAGCGCAGACGCACAGCAGACCGGGCAGAAUGUCUGCCUGGCUGACACCAAUGGGGACAGCUCAGCAGCCUCUGUAGAGGUGAAGGGUGAUGAAGAUCUUCUCACAGACUGUAAGCUUCCCUCACAGGCAGGAGGCCUGAGUCCUGAGGACCCCCUGCUCACUUCCUCCUCAGACACGCCCGGUUUCCUCACCCCCUCCUCCACCUACCCCUCCACCACCUCCGUCAACCCCACCAUCGUCCUCCUGCAGCACAACAGAGACCCCGCUCCAGAAGGGGGCGCCGUGGAGCAGGCCCUGCUGGACGAAGAUUCGGGCAGAGUCCCAGAGAGCUGCCUUGGAGAGAUGGAUGGGAAGCGGAUGAGGCUCUCCCUGCACUCGCCCGCCGCCCGACCCCUGGAAGACGCCUCCGCUCCCAUACGGAACACUGAGAGGUCCAAAGACUGGUAUAAGAACAUGUUCAAACAGAUCCACAAGGUCCCAGAGGUUCCGGAGGAAAACCCCUACCGCCCCACCUACAUUUUCCCCGAAAACUAUGACAAGCCACUGAAAGUGCGAGAUGAUGCCCCAUCCAGCCUCAUGUACCCAGAUGACACGACAGGGGUCCCGCGAUCGAGGAGCGCUGCAGACAUCGGGCGGACCGACCCCCGGGGAAACGCCAUGUCCAAGAUGCCCGUUCCCGCCCGCACCUCCUCCCUCAGACCAUCUGCUGAAAGGUCAGACUGGGAGCCCCCGGACAGGAAGGUGGACACCAGGCGGUACCGCGCCGAGCCCCGGAGCAUCUUCCAGUACGAGCCGGGGAAGUCCUCGGUCCUGAGGGGGGACAGAACGACUCAUGGUUUAAGUCCAGAAGAUGUAGAUUUAGAGAAUGAACCUUGGUAUAAAUUCUUUUCAGAGAUGGAGUUUGGAAAACGGAGCGCUCCCUCUUUCACGCCGCUGGAAAGCUCCGCAGACCUGCCGCAAUUUUCCAAAUGCGAGCCGGACCAUGGCGAGGCCAAGGAAGGGGAGACGCCCCCCAGCGAGCCGGGGGCAGGAGACAGCGACCGCCACAUUUACAAAAGCGUCCUGGAGGGCGGAGACAUCCCCCUGCAGGGGCUCAGAGCUCUGAACAAGCGACACCCCAGCUCCUCCUCUAAAGUGGACCAUAAAGGUGGGAAUGGCUACAUAAUGUCACCUUCUUCCUGUGUAAAUAGCGCUUCGGCUCUCGCCGCUAGCGCGCUCGCUAACCAGUGUAAGAGUAAGAAGCCUCUGUCGGCCGCCAAAGCGGGCCUCCCCGAAAUCCUGCCGUCCAAGUUCAAACCCAAGCUGCGGGAGUUUCAGGAGGUGCGGGAGGCGAAGGCGGAGCCCGCCCGCCGGCCCAAAGCCCACAGCUGCGAGGACCUCAGGGAGGGGGCGUCGGCGGGCCGAGGGGGGCCGGACAAGAGGGCGGGGAGCGCCAGCGGGCUGCCGGACUGCGGGGGACAGGCCUGGAGGACCACGGCCGAGUUUUCGGCCAUGUACCGGACCAUGCACCACAUCCGCCGGCCUGGCUGCGAGGGCUACAGCCCCCAUGGGAGCGUGCGGAGCCUGACCUCGCUGUUCGAGAGGGACGGGGCCGGGCCCGGGGGCGGGGCGGGGCUGGAGGGGGGGGCGGCGGCCGUGCCCAGGAGCGCCGUGUCGUCCCGGGUGACGGAGUUCGAGCAGAUCAUCCAGCGCUCCUGCUCCAUGCCAACGCUCCACGGCAGCCCCAGCCCUGGCUCCACCCCCUCGUACAUGACGGGCGCCGUGUCGGCCGAAUCGCUGCUCCUCACCGAGCCCCCCCGGAGGGAGGAGGAGGAAGCGGAAGAGGAAGAGGUCGACUCGGAGGUCGUCGAUAAUUCGAGGCCGGAUUCCACCUCGAAACCAGAGAAGGAGGCGCGACCAGAGAAGGAGGCGCGGCCAGAGACGGACCGCUGCUCCGAGAGCUCCGCCCACUCCCCCGUGGCCACGCCCACCCCGCCCGGCCACGCCCACUUCCACCACCUGCACAAACCCAGCAAGUGCAAGGGCACCUGCCCCGCGUCCUACACCCGGUUCACCACCAUCCGUCGGCACGAGAGGCAGCUGGCCCAGCGCGACCGCCAGGAGGCGGCCGACAGGAAGAAGCCUUUUCCCAGCAGCCUCUUCCUCAUGGGCCCCGCCCCCUUCCGGCUCAGAAAAACCCUCCAGAGCCACCAGGCCAAAAAAACCUCCGCCUUUUCGGCGACCAAGGCCCCGGCCGGGGGCCUGAAGCUCUCGCUCGGGGAGAACAGCCACACGGCGGAGCCCAGGCCCCUCAUCCCCACGCGCAUGUCCUCCCUGGAGGUGCUGGAGAGGCUGAGCAACGGGGAGGCGCCCCCCUCCUCCCCCUCCCCUGGGGGGGGCGACUGCAGCCCGCGCCUCCUCAACGGCGGCACUGCGGGCCCCGGCCCGCCCGGCCUGGACUGCAACAGAAACCCCCUGAGCCCGACCGCGGCGCACGAGCGAGAGUCUGAUUCUCCACGGCACUUCUCCCACGGGGAGCACACGGAUAAUCCGGAGGAGGCGCUCAGGAGGCGGUAUGGGGAUAAGGAGAAAAUCCUGGAGGAGCAGCGGCGUCUGAAGCGCGAGCAGGAGGAGGCAGACGCUGCCUCGCGCCGGCACACCAGCCACUUCCUCACGCAUCACCAGUUCAUCACCAACGAGCGCUUCGGAGACCUGCUCAACAUCGACAACACCGAGAAGAGGAAGUCCGGCUCCGAGAGGACUCCUGCCCUGGCCAAAUUUGACUUCAAAGCCGAGACACUAAAAGAGCUGCCCUUUCAGAAGGGGGACAUCGUGUACAUCUGUCGACAGAUUGAUCAGAACUGGUUCGAAGGAGAGCACCAUGGUCGAAUGGGUAUUUUCCCUCGGAGUUACGUAGAGCUCCUGCCGCCCACAGAAAAGGCCCAGCCGAAGAAGCAGGCCCCCGUCCAGGUCCUGGAGUACGGCGAGGCCCUGGCCCGCUUCAACUUCAACGGAGACACCGCCGUGGAGAUGUCCUUCAGGAAGGGUGAGAGGAUCACACUAAUUCGCCGUGUGGAUGAAAACUGGUACGAGGGUAAAGUCUCCGGCACCAACCGCCAGGGCAUCUUCCCGGUCACCUACAUCGAAGUGCACAAACGGCCCCGCAUCAAGAAUGGCGUGGAUUACCCCGACCCGCCCAUUACGCCAUCACCCAAUCGCAGCAGCAACGCCUCGCCACAGAUCCCCCGAACCCGCCUGAGCACGGCGCCCCUGCCCCUCCCCCGCUCCAGCCAGCGCUCGGUGUCCCCCGAGGUCCACGCCAUCUCCUCCGAGUGGAUCUCCCUCACCAUGGGGAUGGGCUGCAGCCCCCCCGCGGCCCCCACCCCCCCCUUACCGCCCCCGCCCUCGGCCUCCUACCGCUGGGGCGAGUACCUGCCCCCCUCCCUGUCCGCCAGCCCCGUCCCUCCAAUCAGCUACAGCCCCUACCCGGGGUCCCCCUCCGCCUCCCCCGUGCCUCCCCCUCUGCCCCCGCCCCGGCCCAGCUCGGCCACGCCCUUCCUGACCUUCACCCCGCCCCAGGGGGAGGAGUUCCUGCUGUCCCCGCCCUCGCCCCGCCUCUCGCGCAGCCUCAGUCCCUGUGGGGGGGCGGGGCUGGAGGGCUGGCUGGGCGGGCGGAGCCCCCUGAGUGGCCUGCUGGGCGAGGGGGCGGAGCCAGAGAGGGGCAGCGAGCGGGAGGCCCUCUGCGAUUGGCUCAGCAGCCCGGGAGAGCUGGUGAAGAGUGAUGGUGAGUACCAGGGCCGGUCCUCCAGAAGUCCCGUGCUGCUGUUCGACAUCCAGGACAACGUGAUGAACGCCAACUCGUUCGCGGAGGCGGUGUGUAAGGAGAUCCUGAGCAUCGCCGAGACGUCCGUGCGCUACUGCAGCACUCUCUCCCGGGCGCCCGAUUCGGGGCGGGGCCGGAGACUGCAGCCCAGUAAACACUCUCUCAUCGUUUCCCAGCAACCACAGCCGCACACGCCCAGUCCAGAACCCGCGCGGCCCAGCUGCGGAAUUUUCCAGGCUCUCUACAGCUAUGUCCCGCAGAACGAGGAUGAGCUGGAACUCCGGGAGGGUGAUCUGGUCAACGUCAUGGAGAAGUGCGACGAUGGCUGGUUUGUUGGAACCUCCAGGAGAACGAAAGAGUUUGGCACUUUCCCAGGGAACUACGUCAAGCCCGUCAGCCAGUAACCCCCGCAGCCCGGGCGCUCGCUCUCAGCGCACUCUGCCCACAUCCCACCCACGGCUGCCUGUUGAGUUUGGAAAUCAGUACUAGAGGUUUAUUUCGUCACGGUCGCGUCUCGACCAGGUUGAAAGCAAAGGUUCGGGGGUAUGCGGUCGAUCACGAGACAAGGUUCUUCUCUGGGAGGGAGGAAGAGGAGGAGGAAGAAAGAGAGAGAGAGGAAGGAGGGAGAAACAUCAGAUUCACUGCCCGAUCUCUACGGUGCGGUGAGCAAGUCUGUUACGCUCUCCAGCCCAGCGGAAAAUCGGGACACCCUGGCAACGUUAAGAGAACGUUAUCAGAGUGUUGCGAGAGCGUUUCGCUGGCGCACACACACCCAGCUAUAUCCGUGACAUGCCCUUCAGAUUUAAUAUGUAGCUGACAGAAAUGUUUAGGUCUUGCUGUGUGGUUUACAUUGUAAAUAAUACGAGAGUUUUCUUUGAAGCACAGUUUAGAAAUAGGUGUCGCUGCAGUCAGCAGUACACGACUCAUGGAGAGCGUGUCAGAAUAAAAGCGUUUCACAACACCACGUAGAUCUGAGCAGAAACCGAAGUGUGCGUUUACACGCAUAGAGAAUCCAGUGGCCUUCCAAUAGCUACCUCACACACACACUGUGGGAUAUAAUAUUACCAUCACUGACCCUAGUGUGUGUGUGUGUAUGUGUUUGUGUGUGUGAGUGUUUCUGUGUGUGUGAGUGUGUGUGUGUGCAUGCGUGCAUGCGUGUGAGUGUGUCCCCACAUGUUUCCUUGUGUGUGUAAGUGUGUGCACGCAUGAGUGUGUGUGCGUACGUGUUUGUGUGUGCAUGUAUGUGUGUUUGUGUGAGCAUGCGUCUGUGCAUGUGUGUCCAUAAAUUUGUUUGUAUGUGUACGUACGUGUUUGUGUAUGUCUGUGUAUCCGUACAUGCAUUUGUGUGUGAAUGUGUAUGAGAGUGUGUAUGUGUGUGUAUGUAAGUGUGUGACAGUGUGAAUGUGUGUGUGGCAGAGAGAGAGCAGGAGAGAUAUUAUCCAUCCUAUGCAGCCACUGCAUCCCUAUGCCUGUAUUUGCAGACUUCAGUGUGAAUUUUGUGUUUGCAACCAUCUGCAAUAUUUCUUUCAGAAAUCUUUAUUUAUUUUUAUUUGACUGUUGCAUGUUAUUUCUUUACAGUAUAUAAUGGUUUUCUUAUGCUUUCUAUUUUCAUAACAUACCCUCAACUAGAGUACAGAAUUCAUAAGCGCGGUGGUUUCUUCAUGUGCAAUUUAUUAUAUAAUAAUCAUAAUAAUUUGUAUAUUUAUCAUCACCAGUGUUAUCACCAUCAUCAAUAAGAUUUUAAAAUAUACUUUUUUUUUUUUUGGGAGGGGGGGGGGGUCAGCACACACAUAUGAAUGUAUCAUUUAUACAUUAUUUUUAAAUAUGUUAUUUACAUAUUCAUAAUCUAUUUUUGAAUGAUAAGUAUUUUCAGGAUAUAUGUGAAACUGGCAUAGUUGUAUAAUGGAAGUAUGCUUUACGGUAGCAGCAGAGGGUUUUGGGAAACGUUUUGUACUCUUAAGGCAGAGGCAGAGGAACAGGGCUGUACAGUGGAGCAGGAAGUGCCAUGUUAGCAUAGCAUGUUGCUCCUGUGUGGGAAUCGCCCCCAUUUUGUAUCAUUUCCCACACCAUCACCAUCGGCUAUAACACUGGCACUAUUUAAACUGUUAUAGACUUGGAAUGUAUUAUAUAAGAAACUGCUCGUGCUUUAUUGGUUAAUUAAUGGGUUGUUUAAUUGAAUUUCAAAUGAACCGAUUGAUUGAUUUCAUGUUCUCUUGACUGGUAAUCUGAUACACUACAAAACAGAAACAUUAUCGGAUAAUGAUGUGCCAUAAAGAAAUACUAUUUUAUUUUUGCUGAUUGAAUGGAGGUUUCUUAUCUUCCCGCACAUUAUGCACGGGCUAAGUAGAGCAUGCAGUUGGAUUCACCUGCUUUUUGGUUUCACACUCAUAUUUUCCACCCCUGUUGCUUCACACACGUGUUCAUUUCUUCUUAAACAUAACGGGAAAUGUGUAUUUUCAACGCCGCCUUCAGUGUUGAUGGAAAGUUGAAAACAAACAAGCACGAAAUUUAAUGACAUUCCCAGAGUCACAGAAGAGAAAAUGGUGUCUUGUUUCACCAUGUUUUUGGCUUUACUUCUUUUCCCUUAAAACAAGUGAAAAUGUUGCAUUGUUCCUGGUCCGGGUGUCAGCCAUCACUGCAUAAGGAUCACCUUAUGGUACGAGGAACCUUUCACUGCAUAAGGAUCACCUUAUGGUACGAGGAACCUUUCUGAGACUUACCCAAUCACCUCAAAGGUGAAUUCUGUGGUAGCGCAGAUAAAAAUGACUGGUUUUCUGUAUGAAAAAGCCAGAACAAAAUAGUCUGAAAAUAAGUAAGUGUACAAAAUACUUACCACAAGUUUGCCUACUUUCAAUUCAAAAUGUCUGCCAUCCUUUUCUACCUUAAGGGACACAGCUGUCUCCUUAUUUCUAAAAUACAAACUGAUAAGCUUAUGUGCAAUUAUACAUUUUUUUAUCGAUGUAGACCUCACGUUUAUAGACACUCAAAAGGAUAUGUCAAGGGAUCUGGAGAUAAUAUGCCAAAAUAGCUGUUGUAAAUGGCAGUGUUUUGUAAAAUACAUGUUGAAAGUAGACGGGCAUGGAUAUAUUUCCUCUUAAGCUGGAUGUAACCAUUUCCAUCAUGCCUAGCUGGUAAUCACUUGUUUUUCAGAUUCCCAGUCAGUUACAGCUUUUAUAAAAUGCUUGUUUUGGGAAUUGUAUAGUGCCUGUAAUCCAAUGAAGACUAAAAACACUAACCUGUGUGAAUUUGACUGCUGUUCAAAAAUAUCGGAAAUAAGCACGAUAAGCAAAUCAAAUUAUUUUAUUGAUUUUUAUCAUAAGCUAACACAAUGUUUUGAUGAUAAGGCAGUGUUUGGGGUAAAAAUAUAGUUUUGAAGUAACAGAGAAGUCACAUAAUUCAGAGAUUAAUGCUUUAAUGAUUUUUUAUGGUUUUGCAAACUCACUACAAAAUACCCCAAGUAUGGCUUACAAGUAUUAAAAUCUCAAACACAUAAACAGAUGAAUAUGAAGCAGGUAUUGUAGCAGCUGUCAAGUUUGUGUCUAAAGGUGUUAUUCCAGCCUUCUACUGGACCCCAGUUAAGUUCAGACAUGUUUGUACAGAAGAAUCACUGUGGAUUUGACCCAGAGCAAAAACUAGAGCAGUAGAUCAGACUUGUCUAAAUGUCUCUGUGAAGAAAGUAGGCCGGUUGAUCCAUUGGGCAGUUGGUGCAGUAUGGUAUUUAUAUCAGUAAGACCAGCCACAUAUCUGUAACUUACUGUACAGGUGAAUGGUAUAAACUGGGGUACCAUCUGUCACAAGAAACUGCGGGUACAUGGGAGUCAGAAUGGAGUGUCUGCUUAAGUAUGACUGUAGCCUCAUUUCACUCACUAGCUCACAAGUUUAUUUAAUACCAGUCUGACAGUUUCCACUAGUUUUAGUCCAGAACUCGAAUGUCAGUGACAUAGCAUCGUAUAUUUAUUAUUUUUCUCCUACGAAAGAAAAAAUGUAGAAUUUCCCCCACUACUGUGAGGUUGCCCAAAACUCAUUUGUAAUUUCCUCAGAAAAACAGUCGUGUCAAACUCUGUGUGACCCUGUUGAAUGUGGAGGCGAGUCAUGUUGAUCCAGGUGUACAAAAUUAGUGAUGAAGUGAAAUCCUACAGGAUGGUAGAUCUCCAGGAACAGGAUUGGGGGAUUUCAAUACUUACAGUAUAAUGCAUUUCUGGUUAAUCAUAACACUGGCGGUCUACUAAAGCAGACUAGGUGUGUGUAUGGCUGAAGGGUGACCUGAUUGGACAGACUGGUUGUGUUAACUGGUGAUGUCUCCACCUCCCCAGUAUAUGUUAGUAUUUAGUAAUGCUGGCAGUAUGUGUAUAGAUUUGGUGGCCAAUCUCUUUCCUUAGCAUUAUGCUCAAUAUGUACAUUGCAUUAUGAUCACAAUCGCUAAUAAUGAAAAACACCACAUUACUGCAGCAUGAGAAGCAUCACAACGAAGGCUGAAAUAGGCAGGUAUGAACCUUAAUUAAUUAUUUUGUCAAGCGUUACAAAGCAGUUAUGAAGCCAUCGUGUGCCCAUUAUAUAAACGUUGUAAUUAUCUAAUUCAGGUGAAUUGUUGGUUUUCUUUCUUUUAUUGUUAUAUUUUAAAUGCCAUGACUCUUGAUUGUGUUAGCGAAUGAGAGUGUCGGUGUGCCGCAGCACUUGGCUGCCAUUGGUCUGUUGCCCGUUACUGUUGACGCCAUUGGUUGAUUGCUAUAUGAUGGUGGUUUCAUUGGAUGCUUAAUGUAUUCAGUUUGGUUGUGCAUUUGAUGCACUGGACAUCCACACAUAAGCUAAAUAACUCCAGUUAAUCGAUAUUGAGGAAUAUUCUAAUGUGUGAAUUUUAUCUAGCAAAGAACCAGGCCAACACAAAGGGCUGUUCACUCCACCUCCGAGAGGCUUCCAGGGCAAACUGAGAAUGAAAAGACAGGAAAACAUGGCUCAGAUUGAGCAGAACCAUUAUAGAGAUGUAUUCUCUAGUCUGAGUCUUUGGAAGACAUCAGAAUAAUCAGACACCGGUACCCUCGAGAUGUGUGAAUGUGUCUGCUGAAACAAAUAAAUACUCAAGUGUAUAGCCUACAUAACAUUAUACAUAAUUGUAUGGACUCUCAGUACUUUUCAGCAUGAAUGCACAUUUUGACAAGUCUGGCUAAUGUAGGAUUGUAAAUAUGUAUAUUAUAUAGAGGAAAACCAGAGAAGGAGAAAUGAAGUCAUUCGGCUCUAGAUUUUCUGCCUUUAUUUUGAAGCACAGAGUAGAAGCAACAGAAUGCGGCGUGGUCCGCGUCACACUGUGAGCGUAACCACGCGUGCGUCACAUUUGCUUUACCGAAUCACGCAUCGUUUUUCUUUUUCCGUUUUUAUUUUCUUUGUCCAUCGGGAAAAGUGUAUCCGUGUCAUAUUUAAGAGUAUUACUCUUAUCGUUGUAUUGCAAGUUAUAGCGUAUGUGAUGGGAGAAAAACGCAAUUAGCAGUAAGAGAAGCAUAGCGUAACAUUACUAUCGAUUAUGUUACUGUAGCCUAUGUAUACUGCGGUUUGCCCAAAUGCACACCUGCCUCAUGUUUUGUUGGUUUGCUUCUAUUUGCAGUGCUGUUGCUAUGACAAUACUAAAUUAAAAAGAACACUAUUUACUGCUGUGAUUUCAGUAUUAUGCAAUAUUUAAUAAACUGUAUUAAAGCAUAUAA
This is a messenger RNA of Conger conger (European conger), 9700 nucleotides long. RefSeq names its product sorbin and SH3 domain-containing protein 1. Gene Ontology annotation, molecular function: protein binding. Gene Ontology annotation, biological process: cell-substrate adhesion. Lineage: Eukaryota; Metazoa; Chordata; Actinopteri; Anguilliformes; Congridae. Gene Ontology annotation, cellular component: cell-substrate junction; cytoplasm; nucleus. The record is from RefSeq and is a predicted model, not a curated record. The transcript is spliced from 26 exons. The coding region runs from base 74 to 4411 and encodes 1445 amino acids.